Messenger RNA from Motacilla alba alba, 6578 nucleotides. RefSeq names its product transmembrane protein 164 (gene TMEM164). Bases 318 to 1241 code for a protein of 307 amino acids. The record is from RefSeq and is a predicted model, not a curated record. Lineage: Eukaryota; Metazoa; Chordata; Aves; Passeriformes; Motacillidae. The transcript is spliced from 7 exons.
CCGCUCGGGCCCGGAGUCUCCGCCGUGCCGGCGCUGCCGCUGAGCGUAGCGGUGCUUCCUCUUUCCCGUCCCUCGCCGGGGCCGGCGCCAUGGCCGGGGGCGCCGGGCCUGCCGCUCCCUGACACCCGCCCGCCCGCGGAGGCUGCUGCGUGCGGGACUCCUCCGGGCAGCGGAAGGGAAGGGGAGAGCUGCCCGCUUCUCACGGAGCCUGGCGAGGAAGGGCUGCAGCGGGAGCGUUUCGUGCUUCGUCAGCCCGCCAGCGUCUUGGCUUUGAUUCCGUCUUGCUCCUACCUGUUCCUGGGGAAGAGGUCCCCGCCAUGUCUCGCUACAGCCUCCACAACCUCCUGGACUGGAUGUACGGCGGGGUGGACCCCAGCUUUGCCGGCAAUGGAGGGCCGGAAUGCGCCGCCUUUCUCUCCGGCCAGCAGCGCUUGCUGGAGAGUUUGGUCUUCCUCAGCGUGGGCACCGUGGAGAUCCUCGUGUCCCUGUGGAAGCUCAGGCAGCAGCAUGUCCAGGAGCUGGAGAAUCUGUUGCAGCAGCCCCAGACUAAGCAGGAGAGCCUGGGCAAGAACGUGCUGCUGGUGCUGCUCUGCCUCAUCUUUGGGCUGGAGGUGGGGUUCAAGUUUGCCACCAGGACUGUCAUUUACCUCCUGAAUCCCUGCCACGUGGUCACCAUGAUGCAGAUUUUUCUUCUUGCCUGUCCCCCAUGUCGGACUGCAAUGAUUCUCUUCAGGUAUUACCUCUUCCUUACUGUAUUUCUGUCUGCUCGUACAAUGCAUUUUAGAAGGUUGCAGAUGCAUAUGCUGAAUGGGGCUCUCUUAGCACUGCUGUUUCCUGUUGUUAAUACACGCCUGCUUCCAUUUGAAACGGAGAUUUAUUACAUCCAGCAUGUGAUGCUCUAUGUUGUGCCCAUCUAUCUGCUGCACAAAGGAGGUAUCUACACCCCUGAACCGCUCUGCAAUUUCUGGUGGGCUCUUUUAUCCACGGGGUUUAUGUUUGUGUAUCAUUUUAGCAUCUUGCAGAUUCUGGGAUUGGUUACAGAAGUGAAUUUGAACAACAUGUUGUGCCCAGCCAUCUCAGAUCCUUUUUAUGGGCCCUGGUACCGAAUCUGGGCAUCUGGACAUCAGACUGUCAUGACCAUGACUCAUGGGAAGCUCAUAAUCCUGCUGUUUCACAGUGCUGUCCCCACCUUCAAAUGGAGCAUGGACUUGCUUAGACUCCCAGCUAAGAAAAUAGACUGAAAUUUCUCCCCACAGAGUAGCUCAUGCAGGAAGCAGAGAUAUACUGGAAAACAAAGAGGGGGGACGAGAGGACAAUGGCUUUAUACUUCUUCCCAGAGUUUUUUGCCUCAAAAACACAUCUGUAAUGAAGUGAGUUUUUUUUUACCUGCUGUUUCUCACUGCCUAUUGCCAAUGGCAAAAUUAGUGGCCUUAUUCUGGGGAAGGUUCAUGUUUUAUACAUUUUGUAUAGAUUACAGUAGAAUCUUGCUAAGCCGCCAUUUCAAAUUAGGCCAGGGUCUGUCCACAUUCCAGCAGAGAGAGUGGCAGUGCUACCUCGUUUUGACUCAUUUUCCAUUAAAGAAUUGUACAUUUCUAGGAUAGGAAAUAAUGCUGACUUGUAGCACUCCACUGGUGUGAACCAGCAUGCUGAACUGCAUCUCACCUGGCUUAACUCUUAAAGCUUGAAUGUUCCAAAAUGGUCACAGGAAAUCAUGCACACUUAAUCUGCCAAUCAGAAGUGCAAAACAGUGAGAUUCUACUGUAUUUGCUUUAAGCUGGUUGAAAAUGUUGGGGAACAAUAACUCAUAAAAAAACCCAACUAAUCAACAACUUAAUUUCUAAGCUGCAGUGGAUAAGUACCUAUCUAGUGAAGUCCCAUCAUGAUGCUUUGGAGAUGCUUUUAUUUUGAUGAGGGGAAAAAAAGAAUGUUGAAAUAAUUUCAAAUGACCAUGUUACGUAUAGGCCAGGAUAAGAUAUUGCAUCCACUGUUCUGUCUUGACUUAGAACAAAAUGGUUUUUUUUCACUUACCUUAUACUGGAGAAGGAGUGGAGAUACAGAGCCCGAUGAAAACAUCAGGUUGGGUUUUUUUUAUAUACUUAGUAGCUUUUGAAACAUUCCUGCUUCAUCUGUGCUGAUCCUCACAGACCAGACUGGUUGGUGCUGUUCUCUCCCUAGAGCUCUGCUAUAUCAUGUGUAUUGAUUUUAAAAUACAGGCAUAAAAAGGAAUGUCAAAUCAGCACAGGCCUCUCUGCAAAGGGCAUGUUCCAGUUUAGUAGCAUGACCCAUCAACAUGGCUUUUGGAGAACAGGAUGUAGAUGGGCAGAAUGAUCAACUGUGUGCACCUGCUCAAAUUAUGCAGGAGGAGAAACCAUUGAGCAGAAAGACAGAAAAUCCUGACUGUGUUCUUCCAGAAUUGUGAGUCCAUUAUGCAGACUGUUGUGUUUCAGGGCUGUAGAUUUUUCUUGUACAGAAGUUUGGGGGAAUUUAUAGAUAAAUUGUGUUUGUCAAAGCUGUGAUUUGUAAACCAAAACCAUCAUACCUCCUCCAGCUGGAUCACCUGAAGGUAUGUGCUGAAGUUAAGGUACAGAUGUUUAUACCUCAGGAAGCAAAAGUAAGUUGACUUUUUUUUUUUUCCUUAAAAAAGAAAAAAAUUUCUUUCAUGAGGGAACAAGUGGCUACUUCAAAUAUUUUUACUCCAUAUGAUUAAAAAAGUACACCUCAAUCAGAAGUACAUUGUCCCAUAUUCUGAUUUACAAGUUGGUUUCUGGCAUUCUUCCAUACCUUGCUGUAUGUGUGUGUGUAUAUAUAUAAAAAUAUACUGUAUGCUCACAACUUGAGAACAUGCGGCAUGUACCUAAACUAUCCCUCAGGCAUGAACAGCUGGUGUUAGUAUUACCAUAGAAGGACUUAAGACAAAUUUUGCAAAUACUACUUAGCAUUAUUAUUUGCUUAUGGUCUCUGGGUUUGUUUUUUUUUAAUUGCCUUUUUUUAAAAUUGCCUUUUUUUUAGCAUCUUCCCUUUUUUUCCUGUCAGGAUAUUGUAGUUACUGGAAACACUUCUCCAAGUAGAAGCCUUUUCUUUUUUCCUUUUUUUAAACUAUAGCAUUUCCUAUCUGUAAUCAUCUGCUUCAGGGCAUUCCAAACAAGUACAAAGCAGCUGCUGUUUGCCACCAUUGACUGCCUCUGGUCAAUUAAAACUGCAGGAGCAUUUAAAUGAGCUCAGGUGUCUCACUCAGUGCAGGCUCUUUGCUUGGAAAGCAGAAUUUGCAAGCUCUUCUGGCUGACUUAAAAUUCAGUAGCAGGAAUGUGAACAGAGCUGGCAGGCCCAUCCCUGGGCAGUGGAGAGGGAUUCCUGGUGCAGAGCUGCUGGCAGUGGUUGCCCCUGCCCUCCCUCCCUCCCUGGUGGUCACUUGGCCCACCUGUGCUUUUCCCUCUUACGCUGCUCCAGUUGUUUAGAGUCACACAGGAAUUCAAGGUGUAAUUUCACCACAUGGAGUUUGCUGAUGGAGCUGCUCAUCAGAGCCAGUGGGGCACUUGUAAACCUUGUGUGGGCACAUUCUGGAGCUCGUUGACUCUUUUGUACCAAUUUAAGCUGUGAAAGUGUCUCACUGAACAAGGCAAAAAAGUAGAGAGGUAACCAACUACUGCACUCAGUUCGGAUUUUAGAAGCUGGAACUGCAGUGAAGGAAUCAAAUGGUGCAGCAGCAGUCAGGUGGGAAGGCAGGCAGUGCAACCUUCACCUUUUGAACAUAAGCUGUUGCUUUGUUGUUGUGCAGUAUCAGUGAGGCUGGCUGAGUUAGAACAGAAUCAUUUAGGUUGGAGAAAACCUGUGAGUUCAUCAAACCAAGCAUUAACCCAGCACUGCUGAGCCCACCACUAACCCUUACCCCAGGUGCCACAUCUACAGUCUUUUAAACCCCUCCAGGGUUGGUGACUCCACUGCAGCUUUUCAAGGCUUGAUAAUCCUUCUGGUGAAGAAAUUUUUCCUAAUGUCCAAUUUAAACCUUCCCUGGUGCCACUCGAGGCUGUUUCCUCCUGUCAUGUUGUUUAUUUCCUGGGAGAAGAGGCUGACCCCCAUCCUCCCUUCAGGCAGUUGCAGUGACAAGGUCCACCCUAAGCCUCCUUUUCCCCAGGCUGAACACCCUCAGCCAUUCCUUAGAUGUGUGCUCCAGACCCUUCCCCAGCUCUGGUGCUUUGCUUUAGAUGUGCUCCAGAGCCUCAGCGUCUUUCCUGUCAUGACAGGCCCAAACCAUAAAGCUAUUCCCUCCUUCCCCAUGCCCUUCUUUGAAGGCUUUUACACUUUAUGUUGAUUUAUGGUGACCCACCCCUCAAAACUUCAGCAGUGUAGCUGAGACAGGCUCCACAGAAGGGGAAGGACAGGUCAGACUGGGAGCAGAAAAGGAACAACUUCUGAAGCGAUUGUCAUGGAACUUCCCAUCCCUCAUUCCUCACCUGUCUCUGGUAUCUGCUGGGAAUGUGCAUUAGCCAGAGCUUGCCAUACGUGCAGGAAAUGGGAAAGCAGAGUACUUCAUCUCUAUAGCAGUUAUUUGUUGCUUUCCCUGGCAGAGGCUGAUUUUUCUUUUCCUUGAAUGGUUUAUUUUUUAGGCAGUUACGCUAUACAGAUUUCUUUGGUUGCUUUAUGCUUAUUUAUGCUGGAAAUGAAAGCACAAAACUCUUACUGCUGUUCUUAGGGGCAAUUGCAUUCUCUCCUGGGGUGUUACACGCUCAAUCCAUGUCAAGAUAACUUGAAGCUGUUGCCCAGUCCCUGGUGAUGAGAUUUUACAGUGCUGCAGUGCAAUGCAGUUGAAAGGGCUGUUCUGGGCCUCCUGGUCGAAUGUGCCCAAAUGUGUCGUGGCACUGGGGAUUUCAGCAGCAGUGGCUGUGGGGGUGCACAGCCAGACCCACUGUUCCCAGCAGCAGCAGCUGAAGCAGAGUCUAAAAUCUCACCCCAGAGCAACUUCGUUUGCUGGCCAGAAUACCCCAAAAAAUUCUUGUGCAGUGCCACUGCCUGGCCUUCAGAGAUGCUGGCAUGGGUUAGGGGGUCUGAACAGAGCCCACCAAGUGCUAGUAUUGUAGGCAUUUCAAAAGAAACAAACUCAUUACUCCAGCUGCCACUGGCUGCAUUUCCCUCCAAGUGUACCCGUGAAUGAAGCAUUAUUAGCUAUAAUAAACCUGUUUAGUGAUGGGUUUGUUUAUGCAGCCUUGGAGUAAGUAGCCCUCCAGACAUUCCUGCCCCCACCACCUUGUGCCAUGGCUUCAGCUGUCCGGGAUCCCUGCAGUGCUCUUUUUCCAGGGAUUCAGACACUGUACAGUGUCUAAGCUGGAUCUAUUUGUUUCACUUCCUCUUUUAAGCACCAAAGGAGAAUUUGCAGAGUUUCUUUGGAAAGGUGCAAACUAAUAGCUCUUGCCCAUGUGUUUAUAAGCCGAUGAAAAGCCAGAGUCUAUGAACACGCACCUAGAGCUGGUUUAGUUCAGCUUCUUAGUUCAAAGAUGCUGCCCUCAGCAAAACUUCUGUGUGCUUGAGGAAAAGUCAGUCCAUUUGCAGUCCAGUCAAACCUUGAGGUCAGAGUACCUAAUAGUAGGUUUGUGUUUCUGGCCACAGAGUUUUGAUAUUUCUGUAUAUUUGAGAUAAUUUUAUAAAGUUCAAUUGUAUUUUCAGAAAUGGCUAUUUCCAAUUGUUAACUGACUGUACUUUUACGUCCUAAGUCUUGCAUCUAAACCAGAAGCAUUUGUUUCCUACGCAUCCAUAGCUAAUGGAAAAUAGAGUUGUGGUGUUUUUUUCAUUGUGACAACUGUUUCACUCUAGGUGGAUCCUUAGGAAUUAAUUUCAUCCUUAUAGUUAACAAAGCUCUGAAAAAGCCAAAACCCAGGAAGAGGGCGUAUGUCAGCCCUGGUGGGAGGUUUCUGCAGGCAGACAGGUCAGCUUUGGUGUUUUCAGUUCUACAGUGACAGAACUCAUAACAAAUCUGUUGAUUUUUGUGACCUUGUACUUCAAGUGAUAUUGCUGUAAAUCUCUCUUGCGGCUGUUGGUGUAACUCAGUCAAAGCCAAGCUGUUUUAUAAAUAAUUUUAUUUUUCUUCAGGGUCAGUUUUGUACUUUUAAAAACUAUUUCUGCAUUUCCUGAGUCAUUAUCCCAAUGCUGCAGAGGACACAGCAGGCAGAGCAGCGAGCACACCCCACUCUCCCUGACCACGCUGUGCCAGGGGCUGGGCUGGAGCAGCAGGGGGCCUGCAGGAACCUGCAGGGCUGCUCACCCCCCACUCUAGUCCCAGCAUGGCAUUAUCCAGGCACAGAACGGGUUGGAAAGGGCAAGGAUGGAUGUGGAUGGGCUCAACUGCCCACUGACUGCCCAUAUGCUGUUAGUUCUGAAUAAUUUGUAAGAGUGCUACAAAUUUUGUAAACUUUUUAAUGUGCUAAACUUUGAUUAUGAGGUAACAUUUACAAAUAAGGGGUAAUUUGUGUACUUGUUUUUGUAUUUUGCUCUGGUGGGCUUUUUUUGUUGUUGUGCCCUAAGUCCAGAUCAUUGGGCAAAUAGUUGUUAAACCUUGGAAUUAAAACAAAUAAAUGCAUUUUACUGGA